UUGAUUAUGCUAAUUAGGUUUAAACUGCAGAAGUACCAAAGAAGUGGAAGGGAAAUACACUCAUUUUAUUUCCUUCUAAAUUUUCCAACAGCUCACUGAAUUCUAACAUUCAGUUGUGAGUGUCUAGGUAAUAUUUCUCUAAAGAUAAAUGAGAUGUUAUAAAUCUUUUGCUUGCAGUAAACUGUUCAAAUGUGUGGCCUUCAAAAUUACUGUAAGUGCUCAAAUCAUAGAAAUAAUGAAGGAAUCAAGGUGGGACAGCAGAAACACUCUUUCUCUAGGAAUCUGUCAGCAGUUUAGAACUCUCAUAUUUCUAAGGUUUAUAUCCAGCACUUCAUGCUAUGCUGGCAUUAAAAAAAACAUAGUAUUUUAAAUUUCAUACUGCAAUAAUUUUAAAUGGAGAGAAAGAAGAAAACUUAUGAAUGGUUACAAGUUACAGUUUCUUAAGAUGGUAAUGCAAUCACUGCAGAAACAACAGUAUCUGGAAAACUAAUUAUAACAGGCCCUUUCAGAUUUGAGCUGCUAAGAAAUAAGGACCCUUGUUAAUAAAGCAAUGCAUCAAACUGAAAAUACUCUAGAUUCUCUGACAUUUCCCCCAAUUUGUUUGACAAGACAUAGAAAGAAGUGGAGAAAAGAUGACUUAAACAUCUUUUUUAUUACUUUUAUUUCAUUAUGACGUAAGUUACAGCAGCUUCACAAAAAAUGAUGGAUAGAGAUCUAAGGACUCUCUGUCUUUUAUUGGACAAUCUUCACUUUGGCAAUUGUGCUGACUGUUGGCAAAGACACAAAUGUAGCAUUUGGUGGAAAAAAUGAAUCUGUGAGGGUAUGUAAGGAGCUAUUUAUCCAAAUGUGUGAUAUUUUGACCUUAUGGUGUUCCAUGUGUUAGUCCAGUUCCCGAGUCUGCUUCCCAAGGAUGACAAUCCACACUUUGCUUGUGCUGUGUGCUGGGCUGAGCGGGCAGCGUGGCCACGGCCUCGUCUUUGCUGAGGCUGAAUGAGAGUAGAAAAGCUGGUUCCCUCUGCUGCAGCAAGUCAGGUUGGCUGGGCCUGGUGUUGGGUUUCAGUGCUGGCAUGCUGCUUUAGUGUUUACAGUGCAAAAUGACUCAGUAGCAAAUCCAAGAUAAAAAUCAGGAUUUUUUUCUGCCCCUCAAGAAAUGUCUCCUAAGGGUUUCUUUUGUUGAUGAGCUCGGUUAUUGUAUAAAAUCACAGAGAUGCAAUCUCUUCAACAACACAAUCAUGGUGCUUGGAAAAUCAACUGGGACACGUUUUCUUCUAGUGAUUCAGUAUAUUGCUUGAUGUCAUUACUGUUUAGUAUCAUCUGGAGCUCCAAAAAGUUCAACUGCAAAUGCAAUACUCAGUCAGUCAUUAACUGUGACUUGACAAUGGCCUGACUCCAUCUCUAUUAUAUGAUGGAUGCUUUGAGACUGGGGUUUUUGUUGGUGGUGUAUUGGCUUUUGUUUGGUUGGGGUUCUUUUUCGCUUGGUUGGUUGGUUUUAAGGGCAUUUUUUUAGUGCUACUGAGAUUUCCCCUGCAACAAACUCCAUAUUAAUAAUUAAUCAUCUAAAAUGGAUCUUGGAUUGUGUUGCAAAUGAUGAGUUGCUGAGGAAAGCACAAAGGAAACUAACUGUAGAAAAUAAAUAUGAAUUUGCAAGUUCUAUCUGGUCAAUGUUUUACCUAUGUAUGUUAAUCCAUUCUAUCAGCAAAUUAAUCAGCUUUGAAGAAGCCUUAAUACUACAGAAAAGAGUCUUGAAAAAACUGUAUUAACUGUGACCCUGGGUAGGCUAAACCACCAUCUCUGUACCAGUUGAAAUUCCCACAGUGAUCACGGCAACAGUCACAGCUCCAGCUUCCUUGUGGAACUUUCAGGUGAGAAACUGGAGAAGUGAAAUUUGGAGUCAGUCCAAAGCAAAGGUAAAGAGCAAUUGGAAUAAUCAAUUCCCCCCCGGAAGGACUAAUGUUAUGCUGUUUGUCUUAAUAAGUAGAAGCUUAACGUGCUAAUGAUUUCCUGGUUAUAUAAGGGUGCAUUUGUGCUGAGCAAAACUACUGGCAAUGGAUCAAAAGCUAUUUAAGAAAGUAAACUGACAAAUUUCUUACUAUAAAAGCCUUUUAAUUUUUAAUCGUGUUGUUUUGCCUUUUGAGUGAUUAUUUGACACUCAGGAUAUUAUGAUUUAUAGUCACAUAGGUCACGUGAUUCAGACCUUUCUGAGUCCUGUUGGGUCCCAGCUCGGGUUUGCCUUGUGGUGUGACUGGAGUCCAUUCUUCAUGAAUAAAUCUGUCCCCUCUGUGCCUUUUCAGGUUUCCACCAGUAGUUAGAGGUUGUUCUAAUAUAAUGCACUGGUGAGUGAAUGCUCUGAACCCUGCUCUUUAUCACAUCCUCUGAGCAGGAGAGUUGAAAUGAAGUGUUUGGCGAGUUGUAGGAGAAUCUGUAUUUGGUAUUGGAGAGGGUUGCUCAGCUUCCUGUGGUUUUGACCAGAAGGUUGUUCUCACAGUGAGAAAUUGCCAUUCUCUGAAUUUGAAGGAGAGUUCCUUUAUUUCUGGGUUCAUAGAAUGAUUUAUACUGCAUGGAAUGUCUCAAGACUUGCCAGCCUUGUCAAACUCUCCCAGAGUUCUGCUUCGUAUUUACAAAAAUCCAAUUGCUUAGUUUCAGGCACAGAUUAAUCAGAUAUCAUAUUUUAAUUCUCAUUUUAAAAGCUCAGCUUAUGUCCUACAGUUAUUUUGUUUUUUACAGUUAUUUUUUUUUCUUACAAAACCUCCUGUUCUUUCGCUUGGGAUCGGGCUGAAGGACAGUUCCUCAGUGACAGCUCGCGAGCUUUUCCCUAAACCAAGCGGCUCCUCUUCCCACAAGAGGGAGCUCGGCGGUCACUGCAGGAUGAGAUCCGUGCCGGCUCGGAAGGGCUGCGCGAUCUCUCGCAGGCCAGCAGAGGGGAUGUGCCGGGCACUCUGUCCACAGUUUAGCCCCUCAUCGCAGGAUUCUCAGUCUCAAAUCACAGAUGCCCCGUUCGGGGGGACACCGCCCGGCUACGCGUACGAUGCCGACCGCGCCGAGGAGCAGAGGAGACACCAUGACAUGAUGCCCUACAUCGAUGACUCGCCGUCCUCCUCACCACACCUCAGCUCCAAGAGUCGGGGCAGCCGAGACACUCUGUCCUCAGGGUCUCUGGAAUCUACAAAAUCGAGUGAGCCAGACCUGGAGAAAGGCCUGGAGAUGAGAAAAUGGGUCCUAUCAGGAAUCCUAGCCAGUGAGGAAACCUACCUGAGCCACCUGGAGGCCCUGCUGCUGCCCAUGAAGCCUUUGAAAGCUGCUGCCACCACCUCUCAGCCUGUGCUGACCAGUCAGCAGAUUGAGACAAUAUUCUUCAAAGUGCCUGAGCUCUAUGAGAUCCACAAAGAGUUCUACGAUGGGCUCUUUCCCCGAGUGCAGCAGUGGAGUCACCAGCAACGUGUGGGGGACCUCUUCCAAAAGCUGGCCAGCCAGCUGGGAGUGUACCGGGCCUUUGUGGAUAACUAUGAAGUUGCCAUGGAGACAGCAGAGAAAUGCUGCCAAGCCAAUGCUCAGUUUGCUGAAAUCUCUGAGAAUCUAAAGGCCAGAAGCACAAAGGAAUCUAAAGAUCAGACAACGAAAAAUUCCUUGGAAACCCUACUGUACAAGCCUGUGGAUCGAGUGACUCGCAGCACACUUGUCUUGCAUGAUUUGCUCAAGCACACUCCAGUGAGCCACCCCGAUCACCCCCUGCUGCAGGAUGCUCUGCGGAUCUCUCAGAACUUCCUCUCCAGCAUCAACGAGGAGAUCACUCCUCGUCGGCAGUCCAUGACUGUAAAGAAGGGGGAGCACCGGCAGCUGCUGAAGGACAGUUUCAUGGUGGAGCUGGUGGAGGGGGCCCGCAAGCUGCGCCACGUCUUUCUUUUCACCGAUCUGUUCCUGUGUGCCAAGCUCAAGAAGCAGAUUGGAGGGAAAAGCCAGCAAUAUGACUGCAAAUGGUACAUCCCACUCACUGACCUCAGCUUCCAAAUGGUGGAUGAGUCUGAGGCAGUGCCCAAUAUCCCACUGGUACCUGAUGAGGAGCUGGAUGCCAUGAAGAUCAAGAUAUCCCAGAUCAAGAACGACAUCCAGCGGGAAAAGAGGGCCAAUAAAGGCAGCAAGGUCAUCGAGAGGUUAAAAAAGAAGCUCUCGGAGCAGGAAUCCCUCCUACUGCUGAUGUCUCCCAACAUGGCCUUCCGGGUGCACAACCGCAACGGGAAGAGUUACACGUUCCUCAUUUCAUCGGACUAUGAGAGGGCAGAGUGGAGGGAGAAUAUCCGAGAGCAGCAGAAGAAAUGCUUUAAAAGCUUCUCACUCACAUCAGUGGAGCUCCAGAUGCUGACAAACUCCUGUGUGAAGCUUCAGACAGUCCACAACAUUCCCCUCACUAUCAAUAAGGAAGAUGAUGAAUCCCCGGGUCUCUAUGGAUUCCUGAAUGUCAUUGUCCACUCUGCCACAGGAUUCAAGCAAAGCUCAAAUUUGUACUGCACGUUAGAGGUGGAUUCUUUUGGGUAUUUUGUGAACAAGGCCAAAACUAGAGUUUACAGAGACACCACAGAGCCCAACUGGAACGAGGAGUUCGAGAUUGAGCUGGAGGGCUCACAGACACUGCGGAUUCUGUGCUAUGAAAAGUGCUACAACAAAACCAAGCUCACCAAAGAGGAUGGAGAGAGCACAGAUCGAAUCAUGGGGAAAGGGCAGAUCCAGCUGGACCCGCAGGCACUGCAGGACAAAGACUGGCAGCGCACGGUCAUCUCCAUGAAUGGGGUUGAGGUGAAGCUGUCGGUGAAGUUCACCAGCCGGGAGUUCAGCCUCAAAAGGAUGCCGUCCCGCAAACAGACCGGCGUGUUUGGGGUCAAGAUCGCCAUUGUCACCAAGAGAGAGAGGUCGAAGGUGCCUUACAUAGUGCGGCAGUGCGUGGAGGAGAUCGAGCGGCGCGGGAUGGAGGAGGUGGGAAUCUACCGAGUCUCUGGGGUUGCAACGGACAUCCAGGCUCUGAAAGCUGCCUUUGAUGUCAACAACAAGGACGUGUCGGUGAUGAUGAGCGAGAUGGACGUCAACGCCAUCGCGGGCACCCUCAAGCUGUACUUCCGCGAGCUGCCCGAGCCCCUGUUCACGGACGAGCUGUACCCCAACUUCGCCGAGGGCAUCGCACUUUCAGAUCCUGUUGCAAAGGAAAGCUGUAUGCUGAAUUUGUUGCUGUCGCUUCCAGAACCCAACCUUGUGACAUUCCUUUUCCUUUUGGACCAUUUAAAAAGGGUUGCUGAGAGGGAAGGUGUUAACAAGAUGUCCCUGCAUAAUCUUGCCACUGUCUUUGGACCAACACUGCUCAGACCUUCGGAGAAGGACAGUAAAAUCCCUGCUAACCCAACCCAGCCCAUCACAAUGACUGACAGCUGGUCACUAGAAGUCAUGUCCCAGGUUCAAGUUCUUCUGUACUUCCUGCAGCUAGAGACCAUCCCUACCCCAGACAGCAAGAGGCAAAGCAUUCUCUUUUCCACGGAGGUGUAGGUGCCCACGGUACCAACAGGACACAAAAAACUGCUCUUGGCAAAACUCUGUCACCCCUGAGAAAAAGCUGACUGGUGUUUCCUCAGAUGUGACUGGCCUGUUCCUGUGCUGGGGAAUUCCAGCCCUCAGUGCUUCUGUUGUUUGUGAACCAGAGACAAGCUGGAGAAAAAAGGAGAAAACCCUCUCCUCGUGCUGGUAGGACCAGAACUAAGUGGAGAUGGAGCUGCGUGGGAUCUCCACUAGAAGGAGCAAUAGACACUUGAACAAAUGCACCACGGAGUGUGGCCAUUAUUCUUGUUGGGAAUGGGACAGAAGGUAUUCCUCAUUUUAUGGAUUUAAUUUAUCAUAAAGAAACUUCAAGAUUUCUACUGGACCACUUGAUAGGACACCCCUUUUUGGGUGAGGGGGUGUUAAAGGAUAUAUCACAACUGUGUCUUUAAUAACUGCUGAUUUUCAAGUACUGUUCUAGGCCACAAAAAUAGCAUAGCUUUGGAGGAAGGAAGGAGAAGGGAAGGGUCUGGGAUCUAAGAUUCCCUCCUCAGAAAUUCAAGUCUUGAUUCAAAUGGGAUUCUAAAGAAAUCCAACAGUUUUAUGUACAACUAGAACUGUUGGGCCGUUUGGGGGCUGGGACUUUUUGUGUUUGGGGUUUUUUUUUGUCUCACCCAGCCCUUCAGGUGCAAAUGUUUAUACACCCCGGGGAAGGAGAUGCCCUGCUCUUACCUGUGUUGCACUUCUGAUGGUUUUUUUGGGUUAAGGGAGACACAUCCAAUGAAGUUACACUAUAAAUAAAUACAGCAAAUUAAAGAGAGGCAGGGAGGAUAAGAGUCAGUGAUCCUGUUGGUUUUUUGCAUAUAAGCAGAGGCAACAUUGUCCAGGAAGGAUUGCUAAAUUCCUUAGACCCCACCAAACUCGAUGAAAAUUAAUUGGGAAGACACUUAAUUCCCAACACUCCAAAGAAAAUACGUUAUCACUGCAAAAACAAUUGAAGAAUUUGUGAACAAAAAAAAAUGAAUGGCUGUCAGUUUGGCUGGCUGCUUACUCCAGACUUUUAUCAGAACAUCUUUUUUUGAUACUUGAAUUUUUGGAGGCUUUGUACGUUGCUUCUACAAGAGUCUUUUUCUGAUAGAUACAAACACUCUGAAAAAUGUGUCAGAAUGUACUUUAUGGACAAUCUAGCAAGUAGCAUGCAUUGUGGAUUCUCCAGAAAUUCCAACCCUGUUUUAAAUAAGAGCAGUGGAGAAAUUUCUGUGGAACUCCAUCCAGCAGUACAAAAGGUCUGGCCAAACACCAAUUUUGUGUUUCCCUCCCUAAAUCAGUUGAAGCCACAGGGGUUCCAGAGGCAGAAAGGGCAGCAGUAUUUGUCCAGGGAAUUGAAACUGCAGAAUCUGAUUGCUGGUAUCCAGAGCUGAGCAUUCUGGCUAUGAAGCAGUUGUGCCAAACAUCCCGAGGGGUGGGAGCGACGCUGUUUUCCUAAACCACUCCAGCCCCCACUUCCUACCCAGCUCUGCAGCAUCCAUUUAGUGGCAUCUGUCCAUCACUGUCCUGGCAAGAAGAAAAGUACAGCUGGAAGGCAAGAGAAGGAAUCGGCACGAGAAGGGGAGGGAGGGACAGAUUUUGAAAGGUUGGUAGGGUCAGGUUGUCAACAUCAUCUGUGGGGAAAUGCGAGACAGAAAGCAACCCCUCUUGUGUGGAAUUGCACAUUUUCUGAUGGGUGAUCGGCAAUCUCUCAGUUAAAAAAAAAAUAGCAAAGGAGUGUUGCAAACAAAUAGAAAGAAAAAAAUUAAAAGGGAACUGAUUUUGUAGUCACUGUAAUUCUGACUGCUGCAUAAUAUUAGAAAUUAUUGUACUGUGAAGUUGCAAAAUCAAAAAGGAACAAAUAUAAAUUUCGAUUUUGUGAGUAUAUCAAUAUUUUGCAUGCUUUGUAAGGAUUCUUAUAGGAAUUUAAUAUUGCUUAGUAUCCCUCCCUCCUUAGGUCUGGGAGCAAACCUCUUUGUAAUGUAAUGUACAACUAGAAAUUCCUUCUCUCUUGUAUGUAUUUCCACAACAUUCCAACUUCUGAACCCGCAAAACAGAAAAUGUGUCUGUAGUAGGAGGUGCUUUUUGGGGGAGGGAGGGAAUGAAGGCAAGGAAACUUGAAGGCUUAAGAUUUUGACUUUUUUUUUUAAUUUUUAUUUUCGGUUUUUGCCUGUUUGAAGGUAAAAAUUAGUCCCAAUCCUGACGAACAUUGACUUGAGCCAAGUCGUGCCGAGCAGUAAAGCACACUCUAGUUUGGGUUCUCUGUGUCUCUUCUCCCUUUGCCCUGGCACAAUCCCACCACAGCAAUCCUUGUACCACAAGCUGCACUCCUGCCAGCUCCCACCUCGGGGGGAUGGACCUGAGGCAGAAGCACUGCUGAUGACUUCAUGGAAAAGGGGAAAAAAAACCCAAGCUACAGCUGGUGGCUGGGUGAUAACCUUUUCCUUUGGUGUUUGGAAUCUGUGGCUGCUCCUUGCAGUGUUGAAACUGGAAAGCAAUACCAUAAUGACUGUGCCAAUUUACUUUUGCCCAACUUUUUUAUUUUUAUUUAUAUAGGAAGUUAAUUUUAAUAUUAAAUUACUGAUCUAUAGUAUGUAACCACGAGAAAAUGGCUUUUGCUUUGGUUACUGUGACAGGUUGUUGCUGUCAGUCUCUCAUUACAAUGCUCAGUUCUAAUGUAACAUUAUCUAACAUGCAGGCAUGUGGAUCAGGGAAAGAAAGGUAAUUUAACUUAACCCGUUAAUUAUUUCUGUUAAGUAUGAGUAUGUUUUCCCCAAAGCUGGUAAUUUUGGGCUGGAAAAGAUAGUUCAUCAUAUUGCUGAUGAUGAAAUCAUGGACUGAUUUGAAAUACGAGAAUUGAUUUCUUGAAUUUCCUUUAAUUUUGCAAUUAAAUUUUUUUCAAAUAG
Messenger RNA from Pseudopipra pipra, 8447 nucleotides. RefSeq names its product BCR activator of RhoGEF and GTPase (gene BCR). Gene Ontology annotation, biological process: protein phosphorylation; intracellular signal transduction; positive regulation of GTPase activity. The record is from RefSeq and is a predicted model, not a curated record. Gene Ontology annotation, molecular function: guanyl-nucleotide exchange factor activity; protein serine/threonine kinase activity; GTPase activator activity. The coding region runs from base 2866 to 5526 and encodes 886 amino acids. The transcript has 23 exons. Gene Ontology annotation, cellular component: membrane. Lineage: Eukaryota; Metazoa; Chordata; Aves; Passeriformes; Pipridae.